This is a messenger RNA of Fusarium vanettenii 77-13-4, 1698 nucleotides long. RefSeq lists its product as uncharacterized. The transcript has 3 exons. The coding region runs from base 1 to 1698 and encodes 565 amino acids. The record is from RefSeq and is a predicted model, not a curated record. Lineage: Eukaryota; Fungi; Ascomycota; Sordariomycetes; Hypocreales; Nectriaceae.
AUGGCUGAGGUCGCAGGCCUCGUUCUUGGCGCCAUUCCCAUUGCCAUCUGGGCAUUGGAGAAGUAUGCUGAACCCUUCGAGACUCACCAAAACUACUACGUCGCUAUUCAGACUCUUCGCGCCGACUUAACCAUGCAAAAGAGUCAACUGGAGAUAACUCUUCGAAACAUUGGACUGGAAAAUCCUUCCAUGGAUGAGCUCCAGGAAUGUCUCUGUGCCAAGUUUCCCAGCAUUCACCAGGACCUAGUCAUCAUCAUCAAGGCAAUGGACGAGAGGGCAUCGAAGUUACUAGGAGAUCUAGACAUCGAUAUCAAUGGGAAGCCUCGCUGGACAGAUGAUUCUCCAGAUAGGGCUUUAUGGGAGUGGCGUCGAGUAAAGCGCUCCUUCGCCUCAAAGAAGAACCGAUCCCUCAUCGAUGACCUGAGGAAGUGGAACCAAGACCUAAGGAACUGCCUUGAACGGACCGAGGUAUCUGCCGAAGAUGAUACUCGUCAAGUCCAAACUCUCAUCAGGGGAUUCAACCCGAAGCAUUGCGACUCGAUCCGAUCAUGUCUGAGAUCUUUUCACCGAGCACUGAAGUCUGCUUUGCAGUGCAACUGCCCAUCAUCUCACCAAGCGACCAUAGACCUAGACUGGAAUCUAGGGCCUCUACGCUCCCAAUCGGCUUUUUCAGCAGGAUUGUCAUAUGAGACGGAUCCAGAAUCGGAACACUCAUGGCGGAAAUUCCACGUCACGCCCAAGGGAAGCGGUCUGGUAGAUACGAAAACAACCACUACUAAUCCUACUAGGGUCAAGGCCAAGUCUGCCCCAUCCAGUCUUCGUGACAUGAUCUAUCGACGGCCGCAUCGCACUCACUCGACAACUCCUCAACCUGUCCAGGUCACGGCCCCGUCCACGGCCCCGCCACCCGCAAAGACUAUUGCAAACCUGUGUGACAAAGUCCGAGUACAAUGCGCUCCAUGGUCCAUUACUGGGUGUCUCCAAGACCCAGAGGCCGACAAGGACCGACAGAUUUCGCACUUUUCCUUGAACCAACACUCGGAAGAGCUCUCUCUUCUUACCAGGACAAUCUCGUUGAGACACCUGCUCCUAAACCAGAAUAGACGACAGGCCCAUGCGAAUCUUGCUCUUUCAGCUAAGCAGCGAUAUGCUAUUGCCACCUCGAUUGCCUGGUCCGUUCUCCAUUUGAGCGACAGCCCGUGGCUGGGAGAAGGAUGGGAUCAGGACGAAAUCAAGUUCUUCGUCAAUGAUAGCAGUGGAGAAAUGCAACUUGUUUCACAGCUCCCAUCCAACUCGUAUGCAUUUCACCAGCCGGCAAUUACGGAUAAGUCACCUUUUUCGACGACGAGAGACUUUAGCCGCCUGAUUCCCAACAAGACCAUCUUCACGCUCGGCGUCAUUCUUAUGGAGCUAUGCCUCAAAACACCCUUUGAAGAGCUUCGGCAUACUUUGCAUGAUGAAUCGUGGGGACAAGCUGUUUCAGCUCCAAUCCUAGAUCAAUAUGAUACCGCCAUCGACAGACUUGACGAUGUCUACCGCGAGGCAGGCGAUUCAUACGGCAAUGCGGUUCAGAGGUGUAUCAAGUCCUCGUUCCAGGGUCCUAAGUCGACAAGACAGUUCAAUGUUGAGCAAUUCCGGAUACAAUUCUACAACACGGUGGUUGCGCCAGUACAAGCAACCUAUAGCAUGAUGCCUUGA